Debaryomyces tyrocola is the source of this 2511-nucleotide messenger RNA. NCBI's taxonomy places the organism in Eukaryota, Fungi, Ascomycota, Pichiomycetes, Serinales, Debaryomycetaceae. The record is from the annotation of a GenBank genome assembly.
AUGCCUCCUCAGUCAACUCCUGAGACAUACGAAACUACAUCUGGAAGUGACAGUAGUGAGAAUAGCCAUAUCAGCGAGGAAUACGCAACGCGAUUGAAUACGAUUAACCUCCUAUCGACUUUAGUACUUCGGCGAGAGGAGGAAAUGGAGAGAAGAAACGAUCCACGGACAGCAGAUAGAGGCGAUAGUGGUGGGAGAGGGGCUCUCGGACAUCCCAAUAGAUAUAGUUCGGUAUAUGGGAACGAAUUGAAUAUCAGCAACCAAACUAUACCCAUACAGAUAAGAAACAUCGACCGAGACCUGAUGGGGAUGCAUAAUGAAAAUAACGACCUUUUUGAUGAAGAAUUUGAUGACGAUUACGAGGAAGAUAUGGAUGAUAACGUGGAGGAUAGUUUUGAUGAGCGGUUCGACGACUAUGAUGAUGAUAGCGACGACGGUGGGGAACUGGAGCCUGAGAAUUUGCGUUCAGAUAUCCAAUCGAACGAAAGAUUGUUACUUUCAAGUGCUCGGCAAAACCACACCAAUACUAAUACGCUUAUAUCAUCCAAUAAUGAUGCGAUUCCGCUAAGACGGCAAAAUGCGAUAAGAGUUAGAUCGUGGUUGCACGAUGACGAAAGGGCGCCUUCACCGGGACCUGCGAAUACUAAGGCUGGGAAAUCGUGGCUGAAGGAACUAAAUGAUUUGCAUUUUGAAUUAUUCCAUACCCAGAAUUUCUUUAAGUACUUAAAGGUAUAUCCUGGUAGAUCACCGAUAUUCAAUAGCCAUUCGAACCAUGCGGCGUCAUCAAUUCGUUCUGAAUUACCUGAUGAUUUGAUAGGAAAUUUAGAUUCUAUUAUGGAUUUAUUUUUGCAGAAAAGAGUAUCAGGUAAGCUUUGGUCUGACCAAGAGAAGAGCCAUACACUGCACGAUAAAAUACUGUUACAUAAAAGAAAGAAUGAUUUCGAUGAAAUGCCUGCACCCAUGAAAAAGAAAAAGAAACUAGCAUCAGGUAAUGAUUUAAAUCCUAGUAAUUUCGUACCAUCUUCGAAUAGACCCCAAAUAAGAACCAAAGCAAAAACGAAAACAAAGGCUAAAUUGAAUAAUUUGACGUACGCACAAAAGCAUAGUAUCAUGGAUGUUACAUACAGUUCAUUCUUGACCUCGGGUUCCAGCUUCACCUUAAAUUAUUCGUUUUUCAAUGUGGGUUUUCCGUUGGAUUUGGUAUUUUCAGCCGUAGAUUAUAAGAACAAAGUAUUACAAGGGAUUUUCUCGAUUACUCCAAUUACUCGUGAAGAUAACUAUCUAGAUGAGUUUGCUCAACAAACCUCGCAGAUCAAUAGUUAUCAAGAGUUUUUCUUAGGAAUAAAUCCAGAAACGCUGAGUGGGCCUCGUGAUAAGUUAAUUAUGAAACAAUUGAAAAUCCUAAAAAGUUUAGAUAGUGAAAUUGUACGGGUUAGAACCGAAAAUGGUAGAGUCGGUCCCAAAUUUAGAUCCAAGCUGAUCAAGCCAUUUACAAUUCCUGUCGCUGGAAAAAUCAUUGAUUUUAAAAACAAUGAUCUACGUUUCCUCACGAAAAUAAGAGAUAAGAAUCAUUUACCUAUGAGGUGCUUACACUUAGCAAGAACUAAGUCAAAUAGAGUGAGAUUACAGCUAUUAGAGUGGAUGAAAAUACAACCCUUUGCUCAAUUUGAAGAAUCAUUUUUCCUUGAGCAGUUGAAUAGAGCUAAUAUUAACUUACAAGAUUUUAAAAGCCAAAGCGCAAGCGUUCAAAAGGAGACUAUAGAUUUGGCAAGAGGUCUUCGCGAUAGCAUGUAUGACUUGACAAAAUUCUUUGGCUUCAUAAGAAGCAGUGACAUUCCUAUACCCCUUAUAGAAAAUGAAAGAUUCAAGAGGAGAAUGUCAUAUACGGAUUAUAAAAAGACUUACUUUCUUCAGGAGUGGGAGAAAAAACUCACGGAUAGGUUGGUUAAAUUCGUCACUUGCCAAGAGCAUUGUCUUCUUAAUAUCCAAUUGAAUUAUAUCCUAUUCACCUUAACUAUUGACAUCUGUCAAUUCCUAAACAACCUUAUUGAAUAUAAACUCAAUUUUGUUCCUGACGAACGGAAAAGUAAAUAUCAGAAACAGCUCAAAAAGACUCGUCAUUAUAAAUUAACGGAUUCAAAGAAGUCUAUAUUGCUUUGUUCCUUAGACAGGAAAACCGGUCGGAUUGAAAUUCAAAACACCAGAGCAUUACUCGAUUAUAAAAAUGUUUACCAACUUGAGAAGCAUGCAAAUCCAAGGUCUAGUAGUGCUGAUCAAGAUGAUGGUGCACUCUUUCAUCGUUUUUUCAACGGCUUGCUCAAUGAAUCACCCCCUCCUGACGGAUCUCUUACGGAUCCUGAUUUACUAUCUGACGAAAGUGAUGAAGAAGUGCAAUGGGAGGACCCUUAUCAUGAAGCAUCUUUGGACACUGUCUUGAGAGGACAUUAUAAAAAGACUAACAAUGGUAAUGUUUCGUUCGGCGGUGGUAAUCUGAGCUACAGUGUCGUUUAA